This is a messenger RNA of Paramuricea clavata, 11181 nucleotides long. The record is from the annotation of a GenBank genome assembly. NCBI's taxonomy places the organism in Eukaryota, Metazoa, Cnidaria, Anthozoa, Malacalcyonacea, Plexauridae.
UGUUUAGAAGUGCUUAGUAAGGAUUUUUUUCAGAACUACAAAUUGAGAACAAGAUAGACGAGCCUGUAGAACCAUUUCAUUCACCGACAGAGUAAGACAUGGCUAUGGCCGAUCGCGAGGAUUUCUCCGAUAUUGACCGUCAUCACAUUCUAUCCAUUGCAGGUAAAAUAAUAAGAGUUGUUAACGUUUUGUAACGUUGAUCAGAGCAUUACAAGGAACCGGUAGUUUCAUGUUGCGACAUGUCAUUGCUUCGUGUCACACAGUUUAAAAAAAUAAUUUCGAAAAUAGGAAAAUUUCUGUGCUUUUUUCAUAAUUUUAUUUAGAAUAUAUUUAUUUCACUAGUCUAUCCAAGUAAUCCCACGUAUCAAUGGAGAUAAUCUUGUUUCAUUUAACUACUUAUAAAUAAGUCGUUUAUUUUCAUGUCAUAUUACAUUUUCUUGAGCAAAUGCUUUGAAGUUCAAGUAGUCAAUUUAUUUCACACUAUUUGACAUAUACAUUACAUUGGACGAGAUAUUCAUAAUAUAACUUCGGUGUAAAGUUUUAAAUUAUGAUAUUCAAAUUGUGCACAGUGACAAAAGUAGCCAAAGGCUUUCGAUUUGGCCACCGAAAAUCUUGAAAAUACGGAAACCAAACCGAUGCUCUUUCACCCCCAAAAGACCAGAAGCGAGAUGAGAUUUUCUGGAACAGCCCAGCUAAUCGUUGAUAUAUUUUAAUUAUAUUUGAUGGGUGAUGUCUGCCGUACAUGCCUCGAAAUAAAUCUGGAGGGUAGACGGGUGGAUUAUGAAAUUAAUCGGUUACGACGGACGUUUUGCCGACCAUCUUUCGUUUACCUAAUUUGAUAAUUAUUCUGAAGAACAUGCUCAUGUUCUUUGGCGAGAAUUAUGAUACAAAUUAUGAAGUUUUGUGUGAAAUAUGGUCGCCGUACAUGCAGUUUACACAAGAAUAUUUAGUAUUUGGUUGGUGACAAACAAGAGACUUGUUUGCCAUAAACAUAUCUGAGCCACAAAAUUUUGACGAUAUAGACGAAAGAAAGUAAGUCGGGAAACAAAAGCCUACUUGUGUUUAGAAUGUUGCGUCAUAAAAAUUGUAACGUCAUAAAAAUUCUAAAAGCUUAAGCGUUUAACAUAUAUAGUUGCCCAUUUUAUAUAUUUUGUAUAUCCUUACUACAAGUAUUCCUGACAAAUUUCAAGUCGAUUCAGUAAUUCCUUCGCGAGUUAAAGGGGCUUGGAUAAUUUAUAUUGCUGACAUCAGCAUUAUUUUGAAAGGCCGUUAUAAGCUACGCGGUUUUCCAAACCUAAGUCGAAAUACUUCUGUGGGCUUUCAAAAGCUUUAUAUAUACUUGACGUCAAACAUAAUUGUGGACCUGUGUGAUAAAAUAUAUUUUUCUUUGGGCGUUUACUACACGGCCGCCAUUGGGUUAGCACUAAUUUCCAUCUGUGAAAUUGACGUGACGUCAUUUUCGGAAGAUGGAAGAGGUGUUAAAUGGCUGUGUAACUAACCCAAACCCUACCCCUACUCUAACAGCAACUCUAACUCUAACCCUAACCAAAUUUAUAAAAAAAUCCAGAAAGAAACAACUUUAGAAAUUGAUCAAAUUACGCAAUGUCAGUUUGAUAGAUGGAAACAAGCGAAAACCCCGCCGGUGGUCUAGAUUCCGUAAUACUGGGCCAGCAACAUGGCGGCCGUGUAGUAAAUGCUCAAGAAAAGUUAUAUUUUAUCACACAGGUCCACAAUUAUGUUUGAUAUUGAUUAUAUAAAACUUUUGAAAGCCCACCGAAGUAUUUCGACUUAGGUUUGGAAAACUGUGUAGCUUAUAACGACCUUUCAAAAUAAUGCUGACAUCAGCAAUAUAAAUGAUUCAAGCCCCUUUAACUCGCGAAGGAAUUACUGAAUCGACUUGAAAUUUGCCAGGAAUACUUGUAGUAAGGAUAUACAAAAUAUAUAAAAUGGGCAACCAUAUAUGUUAAACGCUUAAGCUUUUAGAAAUUUUAUGACGUUACAUCACAUGUUUUCCAAAAUCCGCUUGUGUAAGCAUUUUUUCCAAAAUCUGCUUCUGUGAGCAUUUUUCCGGUCAUGUGCUUCUGGCUUCCCUGCUAACAGAGGUGUCUAUAUUUGUGCAGGAAAGCAAAGGAGAAGAGACUUCGCUUCCCUGCACAAAUAGAGACCUCUCUCAGUAGGGAAGCGUCUGGCAGGCUUCAAGCCAGGAUCUUGUGAGAGGGUGUAAUGAUAUACUGAUACAUCUACAGCAGGGGGUGGGGGUUUUGAGAAAACAUUCCUCUGGGAAACUUUUGAAGUUUGGGUCUGAGACUCUUAAACAGUAUUAGAGGUUUACAUUACUUCAUGGGAGCCCUUCUGGCUCGGUGUCCGGUAAACAAUGAUAUUUGCUAGUGAAACUAAAAAAUAUCCUGGUCAACGACUCGUGACCGUUACUUAUGUUGAGGUCUGCUGGUACACUGCAGACCUAUUUAAUUUUUUUUAAUUUAUAAAAUUUAGGCGAUGAUAAAAAUGCAAGAAAAGUCAUCGUGGUUUCAGCGUGCCGAUUGCCUCCGAAAACUGAAAUUAAUCAUGACAAACUGUUUAGGUAAAUUCCUUUCUGUCAUUUCUUUUUUAAAAAUUUGUUUACAUGCUUAAUUGUUUGUUUAUUUUGUUUAUUUGUUUACUAGUAAUUGUUAUCUUGUUUAGAUGUGUACAUGCUUUAAAUGUUUACCUAUAUUUACUUGUUUAUUUACACGGUCACACAUACUUAUUUGUUUUAAACACUUGUUUACUAAUUUACUUGCAUAGUUUAAUUGUUGAUGUUUAUUUGUUUACUUUAAUACAGUAUUUGUUCAUUAAAUUCUUUACUAACUUCUUGACUUGUUUGCUUGUCUAUUUGUUAACUUGUUUAUCAAGUUCCCUUGGUUGUUUACCUCCAUGUAUAGAUACAUGCAGUAUACAUUGGAUCAAUAUGUAGAGAAUGAUUACUCUAUUGUAUACCUCCAUCAUGGUCUAAACAGUGAAAAUAGACCUUCAAUUUCAUGGUUGGUUCACGUUUACCAUGUACUCGAUCGAAAGUAAGUUUAACAUUCAAUUUUUUAAAAAAUUUUGAUGCGUUUCUCAAACGGCAAACAAACUAAAAAGUAUGUUUAGUGCUUUAUCUGUAAAAUUAUGCUAAAAUGAAGAGAUUUUAGAUAGUUUACACAGUUAGCAACCUUUUUAAAUGUAACUGGCGGUUGAGAAAAACAAAAUAAUAGUUAAGUUAUAGUAAUAGUUAACAGUUCAUUUAUGGAAUGUAGUGUGUAGAAGUGCAUCACCUAAUAGCUUCGUGACAUUAUUUACUUUUAAGAACUUUCUUCGUCGGACUUAUUCGUUUUUACGUAAUUCAGUUUUUGACGUAGACAUGCCAUGUACCUGGUCUCUUGUUCGAGACUGUCCAUGUCACAGAAACUAAAAUAAUGUAUAGUUCUUUGAUUGAAGUAAAGUUCGUUUCGUGUACAUACCUAAGUCACAUGUUUUCAAAACCAAGUUAGUUUUAUUUUCCGUACAAAUUUUCCAAAAUCUUCAUGCAUUUUACGUAUUUCGAGAUCCUGUGGGUAUGCGCAAAUCGAGCUUUACCUCAACUAUAAUUUAUAGUGUAAUGUAAUUUUUUGUGUAAAGUUUGUAAGGGAGGUGCCUCGCAUGGGCUUUUUCUGACCCGUUUGCACCUUUCCUUUUGGGAAACACCUAUUUAUCGUUAUUGUUAGUAUUCCCAAUAAAGUUAUAAAGAAAGAAGUCAAGUAUUGUCAAUUUAACUACAGUUAUCGUUGAUGCUGUAAAAUUGACGCCAUAUUUAUACAGCGAUAUAAGCAAAACUUACUGAACUUCAGACAUCAUUUUCUCUUUGACGUACCACAAAAUAAAGCUAAAACAAAGUAAUUUUGAGAGGAACGCCAAACAGAUUUUAGGUUUCAACACUUUUCAUUGCAAAUACGUGACAUUGAAAAAAUUGCCUUUUUCUUUACACCCACUCUUUGACUUUGUCAUGCAUAUGUUGAGUUAUCCAUGUGCAUUAUUAUUGUUUUUAUAUUUAGGUACAAGAAGAAUUUGAAGGCUCUGUUUAUUGUCCAUACAACAGGAUUCGUUAAAGUUAUCUGGAGUGUCCUAAAACCGUUCAUUAGGUUGGUGCUUAAACGUUCAAAUCCUGCAAUAUACAUGUUCAGUUGUCUGAUUAUAUAUCUCACUCACAUGCGAGAAGACUGCUCCCAGCUGGACUCUCACCCAAUAAGUGAUGACUCUUACUGGACCUCUAGGGACUAGUAGGGAGAACAGUUUAGAACUGAUAGAACUAUCCAGUAUAAAUAAAGUUAGUUUAGUUUAGGUUUCCUCCUGUAGUAACACUGGAUCAAUAAGAGAUGAUCCUUACUGGACCUCUAGGAAGAACAGUUUAGAACUGAUAGAGCUAUCCAGUAUAAAUAAAGUUAGUUUAGUUUAGGUUUCCUUCUGUAGUAACACUGGAUCAAUAAGAGAUGACCUUUACUGGACCUCUAGGAAGAACGGUUUAGAACUGAUAGAGCUAUCCAGUAUAAAUAAAGUUAGUUUAGUUUAGGUUUCCUCCUGUAGUAACACUGGAUCAAUAAGAGAUUAUCCUUACUGGACCUACAGGAAGAACAGUUUAGAACUGAUAGAGCUGUUCAGUACAGUGAUAAAUAAACGUGUGAUAAACUAAUUUUCACCAAUAUCUUUACUUUGUAGUACCAAUUUUGCCAAGAAAGUUGUGUACGCCAAUCGUUUGUCAGAUCUGGAAGAACAUUUGUAUCUGGCGCAGAUUGAUAUUCCAGAACUCGUUAAAAAGUAGGUUCAUGCAAACAUACUUCCACUUACUGUAGUCUCUAAAAUUAAUGAUUCUUACUGGACCUUUAGGGCGCUUUCCAUGUGACGAAAUUCCGGAAAUCUUGCUUGAAAAUCAAAUGGAACACGUUAAUUUCUGGAAUGAUGUUUCUUUAAUUUCGAAGAGUUUGACAUUGCCGCUCAAAUCUCUCCUGCCAGCAUUCGGCGAAAUAAAUCCAGACUCGUGGCACUGAAAUGGUCGAGAACACGCCAUUUUGGUUUUGGUGGCGGUUUUUGCUCAAAAAACUUUUGGAAAGCAGCAACGUUGGUUGGGAAAUGUUUUAAUGGCAUGUAAAAAUUUCCGAAAUUCCGGAAUUUCCAAUUUGUGGACAACCUCGAGAGAUUGUCCGGAAUUUUCGAAACAGCAUUCCAGAAAUUAACGUGUUCCAUUUGAUUUUCAAGCAAGAUUUCCGGAAUUUCCGUCAAAUGGAAAGCGCCUCUAGCGAGAACAGUUUAGAAAUGAAAGAGCUAUCCAGUGUAAAUAAACUUAGUUUAUAGUUUAGGUUUCCUCCUGUAGUAACACUGGAUCAAUAAGAGAUGACUCUUACUGGACCUCUAGGAAGAACAGUUUAGAACUGAUAGAGCUAUCCAGUGUAAAUAAAGUUAGUUUAGUUUAGGUUUCCUCCUGUAGUAACAUUGGAUCAAUAAGAGAUGAUCCUUACUGGACCUCUAGAAAGAACAGUUUAGAACUGAUAGAGCUAUCCAGUAUAAAUAAAGUUAGUGUAGUUUAGGUUUCCUCCUGUAGUAACACUCGAUCAAUAAGAGAUGACUCUUACUGGACCUUCAGGAAGAACAGUUUAGAACUGAUAAAUACAAUUACUUUAUGUUUGUGUGAUGUUACUCUGAGUGUAUAUCCACACCGGGCAGGCUUGAAAAAUAUGCCUGGCCACGGCGGGAUUCGAACCUACGACCUUUGGAAUACUAGCCCAAUGCUCUUCCAACUGAGCUACGCAGUCAGGACGGUUCGAGUAAGCGAUAUUUCGGAACUGAGUCUAGUUCCUUCGAUAUCAGUGUAAUCUAAUAUUUAUGAAAUCUGCGUGUUGGUGUAAUGUACUCAGGUGAAUAAGAUGUUUGUGUGAUGUUACUCUGAGUGUAUAUCCACACCGGGCAGGCUUGAAAAAUAUGCUUGGCCACGGCGGGAUUCGAACCUACGACCUUUGGAAUACUAACCACGUAGCUCAGUUGGAAGAGCAUUGGGCUAGUAUUCCAAAGGUCGUAGGUUCGAAUCCCGCCGUGGCCAGGCAUAUUUUUCAAGCCUGCCCGGUGUGGAUAUACACUCAGAGUAACAUCACACAAACAUCUUAUUCACCCUGAGUACAUUACACCAACACGCAGAUUUCACAAUUACUUUAGUUUAAUAUCUGUUUCAUGUUCUAUAAUAUGUUCACUUCUAUAGGCAUGAUCAGGAAAUUUCAGCAAGAUACGAACCAACAUAUUCACCCGCAGUUUCUGGCACAGCUUUGGAUAUAUCUCUGCCUGAGACACAGCAAUUUGGUGUCACUUUGGAAAGGUGAGGGUUUGACUAUGAUUGGACAUUUCUGGGGAGGAUUGCACGAUUUUAGAAAAAAACUAACGUCCUUUAACUAGUGGUAUCUCUAUUUUGCACGAAAAUGAAAUGAUACCAAUGUUCCAAUAAGAAGUUCCUUAGGGCGAAAUGAUCUUGUAACAAGGUUGUUGUGAAGCCGAUAUCAGGAUGUGUUCGCACUGCUUGUUCCCAGUUGUUGUGACAAGUCUGGAACAAGUUGUUAUCACCUUGUUACAAGGUUGAUGACGGUAACAGACUUGCUACAAGUUGUUCCAACAAGACUACUAUAAUACAGGCUGUUCAUAAUAAAUUGUUACUUGUUUUACAGAAUAAAAUCACAUACAGGUGAAGAUAUUCCUUCUGCUGUACAAUGUACUGUUGAGUUUUUAAGGGAAUCAGGUAUAGCUUUGUCACUAACUUUAUUUAUCAGUUCUAAACUGUUCUCCCUAUAGAGGUCAAGUAAGGACCGUCUCUUAUAAGUUAUUAAUCUAGUGUUAUUACAGGAGGAAACCUAAACUAAACUAACUUUAUUGAUACCUGAUAGCUCUAUCAGUUUUAAACUGUUCUUCCUAGAGGUCCAGUAAGUAUCAUCUCUUAUUGAUCCAGUGUUACUACAGGAGGAAACCUAAACUAAACUAACUUUAUUUAUACUGGAUAGCUCUAUCAGUUCUAAACUGUUCUUCCUAGAGGUCCAGUAAAUAUCAUCUCUUAUUGAUCCAGUGUUACUACAGGAGGAAACCUAAACUAAACUAACUUUAUUUAUACUGGAUAGCUCUAUCAGUUCUAAACUGUUCUUCCUUAAAAGUUCAUUUGCAUUUGCUUAGGUCUUGAAGUCGAAGGGCUGUUCAGACGUUCCGCAAAUAUCACGGUGGCCAAGGCAUAUACAGCAAGUUUUAAUCGAGGUAUUUUAUUCCGCAUUCACGAGAGAAUAUUUUAAGCUAUAACUUCAUUAACACAAGCCUUAAAGUAUCGUUCGGUCACGUACGUAGAGAGGAAACCACUGGACCCUUUGUCUGACCUAAGUGAAACUGAGGUUUAUUGUUUGUCCGACCCGAGUGUAUUGGUGUCCGACCUAACUGUAACUUUGUCCAACGUCAAUCAAAAUGUACCCUAGUCCAUUGCUAGAGGCUCGUAUGUCAGAUGGAGAAUCAGAAUAAUGUAUAAAAAGUGAACUGGAAAUGUGUAAUGAAGUGCGGGGUUUUCACCGUGGGGUUCGGAAAUUCAUUGCCAAGAUUCAAAUGACUUUUCCAAAUUGUGCUGAUAUUAAUUAGUGUCUGCAUUCAUUAUACAAUUACUUUAUGGUUUCCGUGUUUGGAUGGCCUGAUCCAAACACGCGGGAAUGUUGCGAGAGUUAAGAAAAGCGAGCGAAACACGAGCCGAAGGCGAGUGAUUUUGCCCGCUUUUCUUAACUCGAGCAACAUUCCCAAGUGUUUGGAUCAGGCCAUCCAAACACGGAAACCAUAAAGUAAUUGUUUUAUAAAAUAACAACAACACGAUAGUCUUCCGUGUUUGGAUGGCCUGAUCCAAACACGGGUUUCGACCAAUCAGAAUACGCGUUAUAUACAUGUUAUUUUAUAAACGUAUUUCCAAGCCAAACUUAAAACAAGCAUUUUUAACAGAAAAGAUUCCUUUGGCUGAGCUAAGUUUACCAUAUAUUUAAGCAAACGAAUCAUUUGUGUGUACAAAAAUUAAUGACUUGUGCAAAAGUUAUAAGACUAAGACUUAUAGUAUGAUUAAAGCAUCCAGGUGCAAUUAGACUAAAUUAGCAAUCAUUGCAAUUAGGAUAACUAGCAAUUAAAGAAUUGCCAAAUAAAUCUGCCAGAUAGAUCUUGUUUAAUUUGACGGAUUUUUGUCAACAUUGCUAUGAUCUAGUAGGGUACAAACGCACGGAAUACGUCACGAUUAGCCAUUCCGAAGUUGAUAAGAGGACUGGGAACGAGUGUUAAAAGUGCCGAAAUUAAGAAAUGAACCCGAUCACUAAAAAGACCACCUCAAAAUUAGUAAGUAUACAAAGUUUGAAGACGUUUACAUGAAUUCCCUUCGAAUAAUAUGCUUUCGAAAAUCGCGAUAUUUACUAUGAAAGCUUAUUAUUCGAAGGUUAUUGAUGUAAACUUCUUUAAACUUUCUAUACUUACUAAUUUUGAGGUGGACUUUUUAGUGAUUUGGUUCAUUUCUUAAUUUGGGCACUCUUCCGCAGUCCACUCAUCAACUUCGGUGAAUGGCUAAUUAAGGUAGCCAAUAGCAUUCCCUUAUUUAUAUAGAUCAUGUACGCGUGAUAUUUGUAAAAUUUCGACUUUUUCAAAUUGAGUGGAUAAAAACUCAUUGGACAUCAUAAUACAUAUGUCCGACCCAAACUUAAAUUCGUGGAAUCUCUCACCGAUAUUUUAAGGCCGGAUUAAUAAUACCUGUUUAUAAUCAAGUAAAUCCAAGCAUGCUUGGCGUUAUCACUUAACAAAUGAACAAAUGUUGGGAACAGCUCAAACUUUACAAUAACCUUUUUAACUCUCUAGGAGAAACUGUACAAUUUGUUCAAGAAAAAGACAUUCAUGUCGCUGCUGUUUUACUGAAGAAAUUUUUACGAGAACUUCCGGAACCCUUGCUGACGUUUCAACUCUACGAUGAUGAUAUUAUGAGAAUACAUGGUAAGUAUUAGAUUGAACUGGGCUGGAGUAGAGAGCCUGUUCGCAGACUAGGCUGGAGAGGAUCUAGCCUCAUCUGCAAGGAGGGGUGCAGUUUUCCAUGGGGUGGUGCAUGAGGGAGCCUUACUGCCCACUCUCCUCUGCAGUCUGCAACGCUACUAUCCCAACAUUACCAUUAUCUGAGAUGGCCGAAUCUGCAUGUUCGCCGUUCUGUUACGUUUUACAUUAUCUUUUGUUUAUAAAGUUUAUAUCGGCUUUUUAUCACGUAUGCGUGACUGGACAGUUGCUGUAGCACAGUACAGUGAAUUUGCUUGUUAAAGUACAUGCAGUAUAUUUGAAAAUAUGGUUGUACAAAAAUCUCGACAUGUUUACGUAUUUAACCACGAUAUUCAACUAAAGCAUUCUGAAUAUUUUCUCAUGAGCUCACAAAUCGAUUAAAUCGUUUCAAGAAAUCGCCACGCGCUAACAGUAGAAGUUCCGCUAAUCGCUAUUCGAACAGCAGAAAAUGUAUGGUCAAGCAGAUUUUUUAGGGUGGUGCUGGACCUAUUUUGAAUUUUCUGUCAUAAUUUUUUGUCCGCAGCGUUACCUGACGAGGAGAAAGUGGAAGAAGUUGUGCGAGUUCUUAAGAGUGCUCUUCCACGACAGAAUUAUAUCGUGUUGAAAUAUCUCAUGGAGUUUUUGGUUCAGGUCAGUUGUAGAUUUUUUAUUCUUGUGGAAGUUCUUUACUGGACCUCUAGGAAGAACAGUUUAGAACUGAUAGAGCUAUCCAGUAUAAAUAAAGUUAGUUUAGUUUAGGUUUCCUCCUGUAGUAACACUGGAUCAUUAAGAGAUUAUCCUUACUGGACCUCUAGGGAGAACAGUUUAGAACUGAUAGAACUAUCCAGUAUAAGAGUUAGUUUAGUUUAGGUUCCCUCCUAAUGAAUUUACGACAAUAUAAACUUUCCUUGUGUCCUCAGGUGACGAACAACGCGCACUUGAACAAGAUGAAUGCCUCAAAUUUGGCGAUUGUUUUCGGGCCUAAUCUCAUUUGGACUGAAUCAGCCGUGGCCUCACUCAGUUCAACGGGCGCAAUUAACUCAAUAGUCAAAAUAAUCAUAGAAAAUGUGCCUUCUAUUUUUGGCUAAUGUAAUAUACGAUGUAUGUUGAUAUUAAGCUGUUGCAUUAUUGCAAUGUAAUUUAUAUUAUGUUCCUAUGCAUGCAGUUAUAGAUUGGCUAUGAGCCUAUACCUCAAAUGUAUAUUGACAUUUAUGGCUGUACGGAAAUGUUGCCAAAUGUUUCACAGAGGUGGACAAGCGCCCGAACAUUUCUGUAAACGAUUACAAUAUAUAGGGAGCUGUCUUUUUAUCUUAUAUAGAUUAUGUUCUUUAAGAUGUGUUCUCGUAUGAAGCAGUAUGUCUUUAAUUAAAGGACAUUGGCAAUAAAAAAUUAGUUUAGUUCAUUUGAAAGAACUCUUAAAACUAUAUAUUAAACUCUAUUACAGAUUUUUUAUAUCUUGCUUAGUUUUCAAAAUAUUUCGACUGAAAAAGUGACUGUUCGCCAUCUUCGAUUAUUGAGGAUAUGCAUGUUACGUCAAGAGAGGGGUCACGCUAAUUUUUUGCCUUGAGAGUAAGCGAUCAAUAUAUGGGUCCAAAACUUCUGUCUGAAAUUUAGAAAUGAUUAAAAACAUUUCAAACAAUUUUGGAUUGUAUAACUCGGUCAUUUUAGAGUAGUUUUUAUUGUUAACCCAACUGCUGACAUCAUCAAAACCAUAGUUACUGAGGUCAAGAAUUAGUCCAAGAUGGCGAACAGCUCAUUAAUUUCGGUCUAAAUAUUUCGAGAACUAAGCAAGAUAUGACAAAUCUGUAAUUUUUUAUUGCCAAUGUCCUUUGAGAGGCCUACAAGAUAUAAUUCCCGAAGUAAUCAUAAUAGUUACAAUCUUACAGGAUUAAAAUGAAUAUUGCCGUAUUUAUACAGCAAUAUAAGCAAAACAUACUGAACUUCAGACAUCAUUUUCUCUUUGGCGUAAUAAUUUAUUCAAAUGCCUGACCUAAUUUACAGGUAUUGCUAGAAUAUUCUAUAUAUAAAUAUAUAUAUAUAUAAUUACAUACAGUACAAGGUAUUGAAGAAACGAACAUAUAUAAAGUGAAAGUGUCAUUAUAGUGAUUUACACAUCUAUUUUAUGGAUAAUAUAGA